CAGCAAAGGCUUUAGGCCGGUAAAUAGGGAAAACUUUAAAAGCAAACAAAGCUUCAGAGACUUUAGUUUAUUAUCAGCGUUCGUAACGGAGAACCAUAGAGCCGCCUCCAUCCUCUCGGAUCGCCUUUCAACAAGUUUUAAAGUUUUAUUUGCCUUCCCAGAGAAGUAUGAAGUCUAUAUUAGUGUUUGCCAAAGCCGGGGUUAUAUGUUGACUUUUUACUUGGGAAAUCUCUGCCAAUAAGCGACGAGACUGCUAUGUGCACCCAUGCUUUUCGUUUUAUCAAAAAAACACCCGGAGCCGUAUUACGGGACAAAGAUCGGACCGUUGCAGCAGUUCGCCCACGGGAUCCGGGGCACGGUGUACGCCGUCGACGAGACAACGAUUUUCAUUAAGGGCUUCUCCUACGACGGUACGGGACCCGAUGCCUUUUUUUGGAUCGGCAAUUCCCCCAGGCCCAGUCCCGAGGGAAUCAUCAUACCUUAUCCGGAGGAUUAUCACGAGAGGGAACCCCCGGUGCUGAAAGCUCACAACAACAGCAACAUAAUCCUACGACUGCCUAUGGGGAAACGAAUCAGAGAUAUCCGAUGGCUUUCAGUUUGGUGUCGGCGAUUUACCGUGGAUUUCGGGGAGGUGUUUAUCCCGCCGAACCUGGAGGUACCCAAACCCCGGGUACUGCCAGAAUUUAAGCGAUUAGCCCACGGACUACGUUCGGACAAUAUCAGCAUCUUGGACGCCAAAACUUUUUAUAUUCCCAAUUUGCAUUAUGACGGCGCAGGACCGGACGCUUAUUUUUGGGUCGGUAACGGAUCAGAACCGAAUUCUUUUGGAUACAAGGUACCCAACGAGUUGGGUUCCUAUGACACUCUGAGGGGAUACCUUGGGGAGGACAUCGAAAUCCAAUUACCCGGCACUUUGACGGUUUACGACAUCGAUUGGUUGGCGGUGUGGUGCGUCCAAUACAGGCACAAUUUUGGCCACGUGAUGAUCCCGAAGGAUUUAGACGUACCACCGGCCCUAGGACAAACCAAAAUAUCGCCACCUUGGUGGUAUAAUCCCACGACUACCACAGCUGCCCCACCUACACCGACAAACUGUCGCGAAUUUCUGGACAAACGCUUACAAGUGAAAUGGUUGAUGACCGGAGACAGGGUAGAAGUUACUUUAUCAGCGAGAAUCGGAGAGGACAAGUAUAUCGCCUUCGGACUGUCUGGGCAAAACAACAAAGCCCAAAUGAUUGGUGCCGACGUAACUGUGGCAUACUUCGAUAAAGAAACGAGAAGUUUCCGUGCGGACGACUACUACAUAUCACAUUUAUCGCAGUGCGACGGUAAGUCCGGGGUAUGUCCCGAUGAGCGUAUCGGAGGUAGAAACGACGUGAUCGUUUUACAUGGAGAAAGGAGUAAUGGUGUUACAACUAUUAAAUAUAGCAGACCCUUACAUACGAACGAGGCAAUAAACGAUCGACCUAUCCCGGAAAAUUCCCCGAUCAGCGUAAUUGCCGCAUUCGGUCCUUUGAACUCACGCAUGGAGGUGAACGCGCAUACGUCCAAGGACAGAACGGGAAGCGACGAGCAAAUCAACUUCAGCGACGUUAAUGAUCAUCAGUGCACUUUGAGCUUGGACGAUUUACCGCCAGAGGAUGGAAUACCCCCGUGGCCACCAGCGAAACUUAUUGGCGAGAACGUAUUCAACGUAAAAAUCGGACCGACGGGAGGAGUCAAGGGCUACUCAAAAAUCACCGGGUUACCCUCCUGGGGUAUCUGCUACUACAUCAACGACAAACUCAUACCGGAACUGACGGUGGAAAGAGGACAGACGUACACUUUCGUCGUGGAGGGUGGCGAAUCGACAACGAAUCCAGCGAGAUUCCAUCCGUUGUAUAUAACGGACUCGAACGAAGGAGCGUUCGGUCAACUCACCCCGGAGAAACAACAGCUACAGCAAGUCUUCGCCGGUGUGGCUUUCGAUAGGGACGGAUACCCUUAUCCGACGGCCACGGGGAGAUACUGCGAGUGGGCCCAUAAGAGCAUCGAUAAGGCCUUGGAGUCUGCCACUUUUGAGGAUUACAUGAAGACUUUGAGGUUGGAGUGCGACGAAGGGGAGCCCGCUUACAUGAAUUGGACCGUGCCAAUGGACGCGCCGGAUUUAUUGUAUUAUCAAUGUUACAUUCACAGUAACUUGGGCUGGAAGAUCCACGUAGUCGACCCGGGAUACGUAUCGCAACAGAACGGUGAAAAAAUCAGUUCGGCCACCAAAACAACGUCAACACUAACCUCACUUUUAUCAAUUUUACCGACAAUAAAUCUAUUGAUGACAAUAAUAAGUAGGAGUACGUAAAAAAUUAAAUGAUAAGUGGCGAAAUUUUUUUAUUUUUCGAAUAAACGCACAACGUGUUUGUUUCGUUUCACGUGAAUUCCCCGUUAAUUAUUGAUUUAUUUUGCAAUUUUUUUUUAAAUGUUAAUAUUAUAUCGUUAACAUAUCACCACAAUAAUAAAUAUUAAAAAAAAAACACAUAUUUCUUUAUCGAUUAUAGGGUUAAGAUUUAAAAUGUCUCUUUUUAAUAAAAAAAAAAGGUCAAUUUUUAUACUUUAGAAACACGUGACUUAAUACAUAAUCUUAAAAAUUUAGUAACAUUUUAUUUACACUGUUUGUACAUAAUAAGAAGCUUAGGUAGAUUGGAAUAUAAUUCGUAAUAAUUCCCAGACAGUACAAACGUAUAAUAUCAAACCUUAUUUCAGGCAUUUAAAGCAAGCAAAUUUCUUUUUUUUUUCAGGCUCUUUGAUACUUUUUAAUUUUAAUCCAGACAUUUAAAGUAAUUUUGCAUGUCAUUCCAAGCACUUGAAGUAAUUUUUUGUAUUACUUAUUGCCUUCUUAAAGCUAUUGUUAUCUAUAGGCCAGUCAUCGUUAUGUCUCCUUGUAAUAUCGGUCAUAAUUAAAUUAACUUGUUUUAGAAUAACAAUAUAAAAAAACAUACCUUAUUUUAUUUUGAGCUUAAAAUAUACAAAGGGUGCCGUCUGGGUUUUAUCAGACAUAAGGGGAUCUUAUAAACCGUAAAACGGGGUUACUUUGCACCAUUUUUUUUAUUAGUUAGGAUGUAACGUCACUCGAAAGAAGAUCUGAACUUUUUAUUAUAAAUAUCAAUUGAGCAGGUUGUAAUAUAACUCUGAUUAUAGCUAUUUGUUACGUAUAUUGCCUAAUCAAGAGAACAACCUAGUUUUAUUAGUGGUGCAAAGUAUAUAUACCCCAAAAAAGUCAUACUUUGCACCACUCAAUAUCUUAUUAAUAUUUGGCUACUAAAUGCUUGUUGAUGCAUAGAAAACCCUUAUUAUUUCAAACUUUGCAGCAAUUAAAUACGAAAAAAUGUUCGUGGGCCAAGUUUUGUGCAUUUAAAUCUACCUACCUACAUAUAUUCAUGAAACAAGCAUAAAAGUAAAGGAAAUUGCUACAAUUUAAAUGAACAAUCUUUAUUAUAACAUUAUAAUAGUAAAAACACAACGUUUGAAACUAAUCCUACCACAAUUUGUCGCAUUCUGGGACAAUGUACAAUCCUCGUUUGGACAUUUUCUUGGGAGGGCUAAUGGCGCCAAUUACGUUGUCCCACGAAUACCAUAUUUCGUCACGUCUUUCUGGCCAUAGCAUUGAUCAUCGCUCCAUCGUUUUCUAUUGCUGUUAUCACUCCAGGAUAAACAUGAUCUUUAUAGGAAAAUAAAACGUACUCACCAACAACUUUUUUAACAUCAUCUAAUCCAGAGUUUUUCGACAAUAUUUGUUCCUAGAGAACCUGAGACGACUUUUUCAUUAAAUUCUUUUUCUUCUUCUAUCUCUUGCAUCUCAUUUAUUUCAUCAUUUGGUGAAUCCCUGUCUAGUGGGAAGUGGUCGUCCAAAACAAUGUCCCCCUCUGAAUCAUCUACGAUUUCUGGUUCAACAGCUUGAAGAGGUGUGGAUGUAGAUGCUCCAGUUAGAUGUGUUAAACUGAUUUCAGAAUGGGCAAUACUGUAUCCUGCCGAAAUCGUUAUUUUCUUCUUCCUACAUGACUUAAACUGUGUGGCUUCCUGUCUUUUAUCUUCUAAAUACUUAAUGAAAGUGUUUUCCAUAUCCGAUGAACUUGAUUUGUUUGUGUCGCUAGCAGUUCUCAUAUUAGAUUGCUUAGUUGUUGUUAACCGCUCCAAGAGCGGUGUUACAUCGCAAGGAACGAUACCGCAUUUCCUAAAUCCCGACUUUAAUAUCUCAGCGCUAUUCUUUUGAAUUUUUUCCAUUAAUGAUCGUAAAAGCAUUGGAAAAUGCUGUUUCUCAAGUAUAUUUGAUCUACUCCCUACAUGAGUUUCCUUAUAUUGAGAUAAAAUGUCUCUCCAGGCUCUUUUCAUGGGGGGCAAAUAAUGCCACAUCUAGCGGUUGUGUAACGUGGGUGCUGUAAGGAGGCAAACAUACAAAAUCAAUGUCGUGUCUUCGACAUAAAUCGAGGACUUCAUCAUUAAUAUGAGAAGACAAAUUGUCUCCUAAAACGACCUUCUUUCCUUGAAUUUUUUUAAGCCUGGGUAAUAGGAGAGUGGCUGAACCAAUUUGCAAAUGUCUGUGAUUCGAACCAACCAGAUGCAGUAUUUGCAUAACGCGUACCAGGGAGACCAUUCUCAGUCCAGGUGUCCCACAAAUGCUUGGAUUUGUACACCACAUAAGGAGGUAGAAGCUCACCAGCUGCAUUUCCACAAAUCAUAAGAGAAAUGCUACUCUUUGAGGAAUUACAAAUUCGUUCGGGAUACUUAACACCAUGUUUAUUUAAUAUCUUUUUUUCACCGGGGUCAUCGGUUAAGUUUGUCUCGUCAUAAUUAAAAAUAGCAUGCGGCUCUACACUAGUUAAUGUUUGUUUUAGAUUUUCUAUGUAUUGAGUCAUUUGGUUUGCAUUGAGUGCUGCUCUACUUUUUUUAUGUUCGAGACUAUCCUUGCAGUAAGGUCUUUAUGACGAGUUAAAAAUGAUUUGAACCAAUCGAUACCUGGAGUAUUAUCCCUAAAACGAGUUAUUUUUUUCCUUUACGAUUUAAAUAGCUCUUGAUUAUUUGUCGCAAUUCCAUUCCAGUAACAGAAAAAACCAGAAUCACUAAGGCUAUGAAUGCAUUGUACGAAACAUCUUUCCUCUUCAUAAGAGAAUAUUGAUGGGUAUCCAGGUUUUCUAGCGUGUGUUCCUUUUAAUUUGUAAAAAAUAGUUCUUCUUGGAAUGUUAAAGGAUUCUUGUAUUGCUGACAAACAUGCCUUCAAAUCUUCUUCUGAGUAGUCUGCAUAUCUGCGAGAUCCCAGUUUCCUUUUAUAACGUCUGGGCAUUUUCUGAAAACCAUUUACCUAUUUAACUUUUACUCUUGCGAAUGAAAAUAGUUUGGACGUGACAAGUUGGGGAUACUUUGCAUCAUUUGAGCGGUGCAAAGUAUAUCCAAUUCCAUGUGAUAAGUGCACAUGUAUUAAGUCUUUAGACGUGUACUUACCAAUUUUUGUACUCUGGAACUUUCUGCACAGUAUGAUUUUGCAAAGCCAGAAAAUCAUAGAAUUUCUAGAUUAAUAUUCGGACGGUUGCUGAUAAACAACUGGCGACCAGGAGGAUAUUCGCGCGCGUGUUGGCGACUUAUUGCGAGGUGGCCUAUGUGUUCUAGAGGUAGUAGAAAUAUCUGAACAAAAUUAUGAGGAGGAUUACAGAAAAUAUAAUUUUACAUGUCCGGUGCAAAGUUUCCCUGCUCAGUUUUACGGAACCUUUAAAAUUGUACUAAUAAUGAUAAUAAUAAUGAUUGUAACGUGACAAUAAAAAUGUAUUUAAUACCUAAGAUUUGUACAUUUUUUCAAUACUAUGAUGUUAAUAUACCGUGUGUAGUUUUAUUGUUAUUUUGUCCGUUUUGAUGUGAAAUAUUAAAUUUGUAUUUACCACUCGUUCUCUUAUAUUAUCAUAUAGUGGCUGACAAUAAUUCCGCAGCUUAUUAUAGUUAGUUAAGAAUGUUUAAAAUAAUUGUUGUGUUUUUUAUAUUAUUACGUUUACUCAUUAUAGAGUUUUGUUACUAAAUUAUGUGGUAUCAGUCGUUAAGCAGCGGAAAUGAGUGCAAAAUAAUAUUUGAAAUCGCUGUAUAAGUUAGGAAUGAAUAUGAGUGAAUGAAUAAAUUAAGUAGAGUAAUUAAUAUAAGAAGUUUGACAACAAUACUUUCUAUAUUAUGCAAGGUGGUUCAGAAUCACCAGAUGUAUAUUAAAUUUUUAUAUAGAGGGAGAUAUUGGGAUUUUUAAAUAUUCAAACGUAUUUCAACGUCGGUAGGUAUAUUGUCUAGAAGUCAAAUAAAGGGAAAAUGAAAUGGACGACAAGUAGUUAAUAGACCUACCGGUUGCAAUCAUGAAUAUCAUGUCAAAGGCAUAUCGUAGAUUAAGAAAUGUAGCUUACCAAAGGUUUUAAUAAAAUAAGAGUUUAUUAAAUUAAUAAUUUAAAUGCAAAAAUCGUUUUGUUGCACAGCUUGACACAAAUUUGAACCGUCAUCUUCAGGACCAGCGAUUUUGUUUUUCAAAAAUUAUGACAUGCUUAAUGGCAAAAUUAGUGUAUUAAUAUUCUAAUUUAAAGUGAAUAAUAUAUAUAAGAAAUUGUUAUUACUAUAUUGUGUGUAUGUAGGAAUGUAUGAAAGCAAACAUUAAUUAAAGGUACCCAGCAUAUAUCUGCAAAAAUGACCGCCAUUUUUAUAGUGGUUGUGUCUUUGUGAUGUUGGUCACUCUGAACAUUUUCAGUGUUGCCAACAAAAAAUAUAUGAAAUAACGAUAAUGAAUUUGUUUCCCUACAAUUGGCACAACUGAAAUUUGUCAGUGAGUGACCAACAUCGAAAGGACACAAUCACACAAAAUGGCGGCUCCCUAGUAUCACAUGGUCAUUCACUUUUCAUGGUUGCUGGUAUAUCAUGCUUUGAAUGGAAAAGACUUGCAAUUAUUUUGCAUUUAUUAAUAAAAUAAUUUGAAAAGCUAUGAUAUUCCAGGAAGGUCUAUUUUCGUACAUUAAUCAAAUUAUUUCAAAAACUGAUACCACAUAGUACACACUUACUUGUACCUAGUCUUUUAUAAUAAUUAAAAAAAAUAACCUUUUCUUAAAUCAUGUGUAGAAGAAAAGAUAUAGACAAUAAUUUUACCAAAAAUUUGUAGUACGACAAUAACAACUUGUGUAAUAUUUUUAAAGGACAAAUGGUCAAUUAAGUUCCUAAAUAUCCAGGACAAUAUUAUUAAUGAUGAAAAUAUGACAAUAACCAUCUUUUUAUUCAAUUUUUUUCUGCUGUAAAUAUCCAACGACCGUGGGGCUCUAGUUGGAUAGAAGGAGACACUCACAGAGAAUGUUUAUUGGCAGCCCUCCUUAAUCAAUUGAAAUCUUGAUGUAUUUUAAAAUUGUGUAAAUAAAUACAUCCUUUUAUGUAAAAAA
This is a messenger RNA of Anthonomus grandis grandis, 7415 nucleotides long. Its product is annotated as protein Skeletor, isoforms B/C. Lineage: Eukaryota; Metazoa; Arthropoda; Insecta; Coleoptera; Curculionidae. The record is from RefSeq and is a predicted model, not a curated record. Bases 266 to 2338 code for a protein of 690 amino acids. The transcript has 11 exons.